GGCGCUGGACGUCGCCUUAUUCGGUUCUAUUGUUGCAUCGUUCCUGGGGUUCUGUCUGUUCGUUUCUCCUGCUACUUUCUUCCCCCUUCGACCCUUCCCAAGCAGCCAAGUUCCCCCUUUCUUCCUUCGGGCUGGCAAGUGCCCAUUUGGGGCCUCAGGCAGACACAGUACCUAUGCCUGCGGGAGCCUUGUUCCCCCUGGUCUCUCUUCUCUCGCGACUUGAUGUUUCAACGACGGCCCCUCGGCACUGGCCUGGGAUUCAGGAACAAUCCACACAUGCGCUGCAGUGUGGUGCUGACGUUAGGUACGGAUACGGAUACCUGCGCUCAUGGGGGCAGCCGCGGCGUGGCAAGGUAACAUCCUCAAGUUCUCGACCAUUGUUUCUCAAUGUUUCCGUGGGCGCACAGUCUGUUCAAUGUUACAUCGCAGCCAGCCGCCAUGGGCGCUGGAGUCUGGUUCAUUCGGCCAAAAUAAGAAGAAGCAAAAGAAGCACUGGAAUAUUUCCUGUCUUACCAGCGCGGCAAAGAGCCGUUCGCAUUCCAGCAAUGCGUCGCAGGCCUCCAGCGCUCCGCAUAGCACAGCGGAUUUUACCGAAUGUGCGUAAAGAUUGGCGGCUGGCAAGCAGAUACCCGUUCUGAAUUGCGGAUUCCCAAGGAGGGGUGUUCAACGGUGUUCGGACCCUGGCAUUGCCUGGGCCUCUUUUCCCCCUUGGACUCUUG
Colletotrichum acutatum is the source of this 719-nucleotide messenger RNA. RefSeq lists its product as uncharacterized. Bases 174 to 638 code for a protein of 154 amino acids. The transcript has 2 exons. The record is from RefSeq and is a predicted model, not a curated record. NCBI's taxonomy places the organism in Eukaryota, Fungi, Ascomycota, Sordariomycetes, Glomerellales, Glomerellaceae.